CGCCGCGCACGCACGUACGCGAAUUGCUUGACAGACCGGAUCAAAUCAGCCACCGUUAUCGUCCUAAAUGACAACCUGAUGGACGAACGAGGUAGUCCAUGCAUGCUUGUGUAGUGUGAACGCUAGUGUCAGGAGUGCAGUGUUGUGUUCAUGUACAAAUGGAGGAGGUUCGCAUAUCGGACUGGCCCGAGCCACCUGGCUCCCAUGCAUGGCUGCCCGCUUACGGCUUCCAGCAUGAAAUAAUGGAAAAAGACGACUAUUUUAUCUCCAAUGGAGACAAUGGCAGCACUCACGCUUUGUACCUCGAAACAAUAGUCGAGGAAACAAGCGAUGACUUGCGUUCUGAACGCUCUUCUGCAGCCACCUGGCUAUCUGACUCAGAUGCCGACUCGGUCAUACAUGUUCGCGGCACAGCAGGGUCGGAGUGCGACAGCGAGUCAGAGCGGGAAUGGGCGUGCCCUGCAAAACGUAGGAGACGAGAGCGAGCCAACUCGCCGACCAGCCUCGGAUCUCUCUCACGUUCGUCUAGCCUCGCGCAAUUCGAAUCCCUCGAACGGUCCUGUGCCGCUCCCGUUUCACCUAGUCUAUCGCCGGACUCCCUCGAGUCGCCCCCUGCGUCACCACAGCCUGUUCGACCAGCCCCUCGUGCCCAUCUUUCAGCGGAGAACCUUAGCGAAGAUAGUGGUUACAGUGAGCGCGCGCGCCGGCCGCCCCCGCCUGCCCGCCGUGGCCCGCCCGAAAUAGCCCACGGGCCGAUCGCCGCCGGCAGCGUGCCCUGCCUCGUCUCGCCCAGUGCCACGCGUCGCCAGCCCCGCGCUGCGCGCGCUCUCUCCUUGCCCGCCGAGCUCGACGUCUGCGCCGAGCCAAAACGCCACGCGACCCACAGUGCGCGAUUCCGCCAGACCUUCGAAGUUUGCGACAGUUUUACCGUAAGCGUGGCCGACCUGACGGCCUUGGACUACCGCGGAGGACCGCGGCGACCGCGGCUCCCUCCGCCGCCCCCUCCGCGACCAUCGCAUCAACCGCCACCUCCACCACCCGUGCUCGAUGUGGUCACGCGUCCCCUGCGGUCAACGCCGGCCCGCGAGCCCAGCGCCGGCAGCGACUCCACCACCGAAUCAGAACAAGCAUUCGCAAGAGAAAUGGAGGCUACAGCGCGCCGUUUGGACGAAAAUGCGAAAAGAGCGCUCGCCGACACCGGAAAUUACGAUCGUGAGCUCUCCGUGCUGACGGCACGGCGUCUUCAGGACUCGUGGGGAGCAUGGGAUGACGUUCUCGAUGAGCUUCGUCGGCGUAUGGAACCGUCGUCGGCGACGCCGUCCCCGCCGCGGUCUCCCUCACCAGACCCUAUUCGAGAGCCUAGUUUUGCGUCAACGCCCCUCCGCUCGGGAGACGCACGAGUUCGUUCUACGCCCGAGUUGCGAGCGCGGGCAACGCCGCACCGCGAAACUCCAGAAGAGUUACGAGCUUCACUCCAACUAGUCGCACCGCGGCCGCCCGACUCGGCGUUGCCGGCGCGCUCUGUGUCGACAGGAUCAAAAGGAGUCACUUUUUCACCGAUAGUGGCCGAAGUGAGUUGGCGAGAAACUAGUACGAGUAGUAACGAAAGUUCUGAACGAAGGACGAGCGAGAGUUCGAGUGCGAGCGUGGACGGGGCAGACGCAGAGGUAGUGGAAGUGGAGGGGGAAGGCGACGGACCGCGCGCGCAGAUCGCAGAGUGCGCCGUCGCAAUGACGGAAGCGGGCGCGCGUGCGCCGCGCAGCCGCAUCGCCGGUUUCCUUUCGAGGUUCGCGAACUUCCGAUUCUCGGGGCGCAAAGAAAAAAAAUCUAGGGGCGCAGGCGCGAACGGGCGGGCAAGUAUCAGCGGUCCGCCGACGACGGCAGAUGCGGGGCAGGGAGUGCGAGCGGCGGCCGCCGGGCCGCAGUAUGUGCGCAUCCCGCUGAAGGAGGAGGGUGUGUCGCGGGCGGUGGCACCCCCCGUGGCGGGCGGUGUGGCGCACAAGCCUCCGCGGCCGCGCCCGCCGCCCGCUCCGGCACCCGGUGUGCUCGAAACCGACGUGGACACGCAGCGCACGGUGCUGCACGCGCGAUCCUUGCUCGCCCUGGCGCCGCCCGACCAGCGCGCGCCUCGACCCCACAAGUCCAUGGAGUUUCUGCUGGACAAAGACAGCGCGCAGAUCGUACAGCCUCCAGAAAACGAGUUGCAGAAGAAUUCCGACCGCGUGCUCUCGGAGCACGAACUGCGGGUCCAAAGGUCACUGCAGAAACUCAAUGUGCCGGAAUGGUACAAAAAUGCUCCAGCCCCUCGAGAGGGCUUUCUCCUCCGCAAACGGUUAUCUGACGCUUCGGCGUCAGCGACUCGUUGGAGUGGCCUCAACUCUAAAACAACAUCGCUCGGUAGCCUCGGCGCGAACGCGCAGCCUCCACCGCCCCAGCUAUCACCACACACCACCAGUUUCGGAAGGUGGUCGACAAGUCGACUUAAUUCGAAUCAAACUUCACCGUGCUCUUCAACACGUAGCAGCAUCCGAGGCACAAGCCCAUUGUGCUCCCCCUCUACUAGGUCUUCUUUCAGUGCACGACAGCCGUACCUGGGUUGGAGAAGUCAGGAACGAUUAAAUACCACACCACGAACGCCACACGAAAGGCUAGCUUCAUCCCUUCUUCAGCAAACAGCAUCAGCAAAGGCAUCUGAAGAAAUCCAAUCGUCAAUCAAAGAGGUCACAUCAGCGAUAGUGCACUACGUAUCGGGCUUAGAGCCGGCCAACGGAGACGUGGACAGGCAACCCUCGCCGAGGUCCAGUCAGAAGUUGUAUUGGCUGGAAAGUUCGUUUGUUGGUACAAAGCCUCUAGAGUCGCCACAAACGCCGCUGGUGGUGACGGAAGCGCUCCCCCCUCCCCAUCCGCGUCCGCCUUCAUCGCUUCGCCUCGAGCACCGCGCGGCGCCCGACUGGCAAGAUUCCCAGCGUUCCUUAAACCUCGGUAUAACCAGGCCUUCCCCGGGAUCCACGACUCUUGAAGACGUUUUGGACUCUCUUCUUGGCCUCCCUUCUCAACCAACAAGGAUACCGACUCCUCAACCAAGUCCAAGGAAAUCAGCGAGUCCUUACUACCUGUUAGGUGGAAAGAGUCCGCGGUAUGAACAGUUAGCCAGUAGUGGGCACAGCAGCAUAUCCCCAGCCUCCCGCUUCAUCAGCACACCCAGCGAGGGACCCAGCUCCUACACAGACCCAAGUCCCGACCACGAUCGAGCAGGGAUGGAUACAGUUGAUGUUCCGGUUACGAUGCAAGAAUCCAGACGUUCGAGAUCGGCUCAGGGCGAACAUUCUCGAAGGAGAAGUGAGCCAUUCGCCCAUCACAGCGCUUCCCUAGACCGCCGCACGAGCCUCGAUGCUGGAGCACUGCGAUCUGAUCACCAUCUUACCCAUCACGACUCCAAAACCUCCCUCGCUUCCUUACAAACCGAAAAUAGUACCGACGAAGGUUUAGUUAAAUGCAAAUAUUCAAAAUGUUCCUCCCGCGCACCUCACGCUGAUGCCAAAAGACAUUACAAAACCUGCCACAAUUGCACAACGAUGUACUGCUCCAAGGAAUGCAGACGAGCUCAUUGGGAGAAGCACAGAAAAGUUUGUCUACAUUCGCGAGCGAGCACGCUGUGCAGGCAGAUAAUUUCAGCGGCAAAGGAAGAUGUCAAUUCCUUGCAUCAAAUCAGUACAAUAGCUCAUAAAGGAUAUUUAGCACAAGGAAGGGGAGUCGUGAAGAUCUUCUUCACCAGUCCCGAAGCAGCGGAAAAGUUUACCAUCCAUGGCUACCAGUAUUUGAGCGAGCCGGAGUUUGUGAAAUGGACGUCUCUUCAACCUAACGAAAUGGGCGCAGAAUUGUAUACCGAAGUGGUAAAAUUGUGUAAGGCAUACAACCCUGAAACAAGAGUUAUAUUAUACGUAGCUGUUUGCAUUAUCAGCGAAGUGCCAACGAAAGGUGCCGUUAAAUGGGAAAGACAGAUGGUGUCGAGGUGCGCCAAAUUACGUCUCAGCAAGUCCGUAUCCUCGGCGAUACAGGAACAAAACCGUAAGCGAAACAGGAGAGAUAGUAAAGGCACGCCCGAAGACCGAGAAACUCUCAUCCUAACAUCGAAGCUGACGAACGCCGGCGAGAAGAAUGCGGCGACGGCGCACAAGUUUAGAGAAAUAUGUUUUAAAAAUAUAAUAAAUGAGCUGGAAAGUAGAGGCGUGGUUCUGAAAAACCAUUUCCCUGAGGUAUAUUCGAGGUUGGCUGCAUAUGUGGACGGCACGAGCGAUAGAUUCAUACCGAUGACGAUAUACCCUCGGAACGCGACCAGUGGCAAGUCGUUUGUGUGCGUGAUCAUGCCCGAUAGUGAUACGGACAGUACUCCUGUAGAUGGGAAGGUGGUCACGGUGGACGUCGGCGUCGACCGUUCCAAACAUCAGCUGUCGACACCGAUGUGAUCCUUAAAUUUUACCCAUUCGGUAACGAGGGUAUUGUAUAUAUUUCCGCUGGAUUUUUAUAAGAAGAAUAACAUCGCUCAAAGCUGUAUUCUUAUGAGAAAUUGUCUAAGAUUUUUGCUGCUCUUCUCGUCUACGUUUAAUGAAUCUCGUAUGUGGAUUGAUGUUGAAUGUUCUCUUUAUAUAUUUAUUAAAUACAAUUUUCUUAACUAUAUAAUAUAGGAAGCGUGUGAGCCUCCUGGUUUUAUCACGUAUUAGGAAAAAUAUGAUACAAAACUAAUUUGUAAAUUAAACGCGGGUUUAUUAAAGACAAAUAUUAUUGAAUAAUUUCUUAAUAAAUAUAUAUUAAUAGUGUAAUUAUUAGAGAAAUAAAAUAUUGCCUUUGAAAUAGCUUGGAGAUUAGUUAAAUAUAUAUUAUUUGUUAUAAAUUUAUCGUAUAUAUUAUGUAUAUCGUCACAUUUCUUGUUGUUGCUUAGAAAAUUUACAAUUGUGUUAGAGUAAAGAGGAGAAUUUGCUGUGAAAAAAGGUGGAAUGCAAAUUCUACAUAAUUGUUUUUAAUUUUUGCUAAAUGAUUGGAAUUAUUAAUAACACAUCGUUUUAAAAUUUGACAAUACUUUAUAAGAAUAUUAAAAAAAAGCAGAACUAAAGUUUUUCAAAUAUAAAUAGAUUAAAAUUUUAUACAAAGCUUAUAAGCUUUUAUAGUUACGUUUGAAAAUAAAACAAACAAUUUCUUCUAUACUUACUACGCAUUUAAGUGAAAAAUUUCAUUAUAUUUUAUUUUAUAAAAAAAUUACCAUUUCAAAAAAUAUCAUUUUAUUAAUUAAACUAAUUUUAAUACUUAUAUAUUAUGCAACAAAUUAUAAGAGUAAUAUGGAAAAUAGAAUAAAUACCUAAAAUGGAUGACUGUUGCACUCAUUAUAAGACCUGAUAAAGAAUUACAGACUGCUAUAUGGUAUGUAUGUUAAAGCAUUCAAAUAUAAUAAUCAUUAAUAAUAUUAUGAUCCACACGUCAUUUGAUAUUAACAUUUACAGAUUAAAAAGAAUAAAAAUGUAAAAAUGCAGCACAAAUGAACGUUAUUAUAGUCUUGUAGCAAUACCUCGUUACGCACUGCCGCAAUAUAUGACGUCAUCGUUUGCGGCAUGCGUGGCGUGUGUGUUCUUGUUGCUAUGUGCGUAACGACGUACUGCUACAGUCUUGAUUAAUAGUGCCAACCUACUUAUAACUUAUUAACUAUUAAUGUGUGCUUAAAAUUUAAGAAAUACCUUUUUAAAAGUUAUUCCCUGAACUAGAUUUGAAAAAAAAAUGAUUUAAUAACGAAUUUUAGAUAACAUAAUGUUAUAGUUGGCAGAUAAAUGAGAUGAAAUGCUAAAAAUAUACUUAUGAGGUCUGUAAAAUGCUGCUUUAUUAACAUUUACUGCAUUUGUUAACAAUAAUUAGUAUUUAAUAAUUUGUUAUAAAUUAAAAAAUAUAUACAACAUGCAUUUAAGCAAAACAAAGACUAUUUAAAUCCUUAAUAUUUAUGCGUAGUAAUGCAUUCGAUAUAUUAAUAGUUUUUAUAUCAUAGCAAACUCAUAUUGUAUAUUUAAAUCUUUUUAGAUGGUUUAAUGUUUAACCUUUUAUGUUGUUAUAUUUCAGAUAUUGUUAUUGUUGUCAUAUUAUUGAAGUGUUCAAUUUACAAAAUGAGUUCUUUAUACGCAUAUUUAGUAUAGAUAAAAAAAAACAAAUAUGUGAAGUUAUACAAUCUGUGUUCUAAUGUGUGGCUAUGCUAGAUAAACAAAUAUUGGACCGAGCUAACAAUAUAGGUCCUUCGUGCCUCGCCUAAAUUCAUAUUAUAAGCUAUCGCUGUUUAUGAAUAAUUAUGUGUGGCACAUUGUACAUUAGGGCUUUAUUUUUAAAGUUUACAAUAUGACUAAAUAGCUAUAAAAAAGAUAUUUAAAUAUUUCUCUACUAUUAAAUUGUCUAUUAGCCAAGGGCAUAGCCAGGCCUCGCUUGAACCGGUGGCGGGCGGUGUUCGAAGACAGAGAAAAAAAAGUACUUCUCUGUAUUAUUUAUGGAUGUAUUCUAAACAAAAUUAAUAUUCGGAUACUUAUUACGGCAUCCAAGAUGGGCUGUGAAGCAUGCCACAGUCCUUGUCCCAAUGUGGUUACACUCUUACUGUCAACGAUGUUGUAAGAAAAAGGUUUUGUUAAAAAUAAACCUCUUUUAACAUUCCAUUAAUGUAAUGAUAAUAAAUAUUUUAGACAAUUUAAACUCUUACUGUACUUAUUUAUAAUGUCUAUAAUUAAUUGCCUCGUGAAAAGAUAUUUCAUAUAUUGAUAUAUUCAUACUGUUACCAUAUCAUUUGUGUUUCAUAGUCUGGUAUUAUAUAAAUUUUUUAUCUAGUUGUCCCUAUGAUGUAUUUCAAAUAAACAGUGCGGCUA
Messenger RNA from Nymphalis io (European peacock), 6884 nucleotides. Its product is annotated as serine/arginine repetitive matrix protein 2. Gene Ontology annotation, biological process: cell-cell junction organization. NCBI's taxonomy places the organism in Eukaryota, Metazoa, Arthropoda, Insecta, Lepidoptera, Nymphalidae. The coding region runs from base 159 to 4466 and encodes 1435 amino acids. The record is from RefSeq and is a predicted model, not a curated record. The transcript is spliced from 11 exons. Gene Ontology annotation, cellular component: plasma membrane; apical junction complex.